ACAACCAAUUAUGGAUUGAAAUUUUAUGUAACCGUUAUCCUAUUAUAACUCAAUUCAAUUUAAGUAGAUUUUUCAAGACGACUGGAAAUGUUAGGAAAUUAUUCAAUGAUAAUUAUAUUCGUGAUCUUAUAUGAAAGUAUUAUGAUAGUCAAUAAUGAAAAUAAUUUCCAAGAUCAAGUAUUUUCGUUGCUGCUUUGCAAAUCGUUGCCGAAAGACUUUUAUAACAUCAUAGAAUUGAGCGAUGAACAACCUAUAUUAAUACAAGUCCCUGCCUUUAACGAAUGGUCAAAAGUUGUUCAUGCGGGAAAAAUGUUUGACUGCUUAACGCGAAAUAUAUUAAUGUUCGAUCCAGCUACAGGCCAAAAAAUAUUAGAACAUUCACUUUUGACACAUUUUCAAAACUAUGGUUGUCAUUGUUUCCCAAAAAGUACCAAUUCAGAAACAAAUAUGACUGAUGAGGCAGAUAAAUGUUGCUUAAGUAGGAAUAAAUGUUUGCAGAGAUUGUUCCUAAAUAAUCCUGAAUGCCACUAUCUUCUAGACAACGGUGUUAUAAAGGAGGAGCUAUGGGUGUGUUUGGACUACACCACAUCUUCACUAUUCCCUACGUACGACAUAUACUGCGAAGAAUCGAAAAAUCACAAAUGUGCGCAAGAAAGAUGUCAAUGCAAUAGUUGUGCCGCCAGAUGUUUGUCUAACUUUUUAAUAAGCCAAAAUAAUCAGGGAAUAUUAUUUAAAAAACAAGUAUGCGCGGUUUGAUAUCUAAGAACAAAAAAAUAUACUUUCUUAUCAAUUUAAAAAAAAUGAUGUAUACAUAGAUUUUUAUACAAGAAAUGAUGCAAUAUUUUUCAAUUAUAC
This is a messenger RNA of Gordionus sp. m RMFG-2023, 855 nucleotides long. Its product is annotated as group IIF secretory phospholipase A2-like. The transcript is spliced from 6 exons. Gene Ontology annotation, biological process: phospholipid metabolic process; arachidonate secretion. Gene Ontology annotation, molecular function: A2-type glycerophospholipase activity. The record is from RefSeq and is a predicted model, not a curated record. Lineage: Eukaryota; Metazoa; Nematomorpha; Gordioida; Chordodea; Parachordodidae. The coding region runs from base 88 to 756 and encodes 222 amino acids.